Vespula pensylvanica (western yellowjacket) is the source of this 1200-nucleotide messenger RNA. Its product is annotated as protein BCCIP homolog. The transcript has 3 exons. NCBI's taxonomy places the organism in Eukaryota, Metazoa, Arthropoda, Insecta, Hymenoptera, Vespidae. Gene Ontology annotation, cellular component: nucleus. The record is from RefSeq and is a predicted model, not a curated record. Bases 51 to 965 code for a protein of 304 amino acids.
UGCUCAUCACGUGGUAGUGAACAUAAUAAACGUAGACGUAUCGAGUGACAAUGGCUGCUCCGGUUAAAAAACGAGAAAUUCAAGAAAAUGUCGUAAAACGGGAUGGUGACGAUGAACAAGAAUCUUCUGGUAGCGAGGAUGACGAGCAAGAACAAGUGGGAGAAUCGGGUUUGGAAAUUCAAGUAGAUUUUGAAGGACGCAAUCCGCAAGAUCCAGAUUAUCAUGGAAUUAAAACAUUACUGCAGCAACUUUUCUUAAAAGCACAUAUAGAUUUGGGUGGAUUAACCGAUUUUAUAAUCGCACAGAAUUAUAUAGGAUCUGUAGUGAAACAAUCCGAAGAUUUUGAAGGAUCUGACGAGGAAGAUGUAGAAGAUACUUUCGAUGUUUUUGGUAUUACGACAGUAAUAAAUAUAACUGAUAGACAGAAUCUUCCGUGCAUACAACAAUUAAGAGAUUUAUUGCAAGAAUUAUCUAGUGACCAUGCCACCGAUGCAGCUUACACUAUGAUAAAGAACGUACUUCAAAACGAUUCGCAACCAAUUGGUUUACUUAUUAACGAAAGAUUCAUUAACAUACCUGCCCAAAUAUCUAUACCCCUUUUCGAAAACUUAAUCUCAGAAAUGAAACGUGCGAACAGUAGGAAUAUGCCAUUUAACUUUUCAUACUACAUACUUAUUUGUAAAUUAUACAAAAUGGAGGAUAAAAAGAUUGGAACAAAAACAAAAAAUAACAAGAAGAAUAACAGUGCAACUCCAACGAUUAUAUGGAGCAAUCCGGAAGAAGAAAUAUUUGCUGAAAAAGCUUUGAUUAGUUUUGAAUUUUCUGUUGAAAACGAAUCAGAUAGUGGUUUAUCUGGAACAUGGACUGAAACUGACGAUGAAAUGAAGCCAUACAGACGAGUAUUACUAUUUGAAGCUUCAACGUUGCAAUCUAUAAUUAAUACAAUAAAAAACCAAUUAUCUUAAUCUUGAAUUAGAGUAAAUCUUUAUAUCACGAAACUCGCUUGGAUUUCUAUGAAAAUAUCAAUAUACUUUUCAUUGUUAAGGUAAUAAUAAGCUUUGAAAAAAACACUUUCAUACGUUUUUAAAAAAAAGAAAGAAAAGUAAUACAUGUAAUUUAGAUGAUACGCUGGUACGUGUAACGAGCUUUUCAUACUGCUUACUGCAAACUUUGAAAUACAUAUAUAAAUCUUUUCCUUGA